AUUCGAGAUUCGACGUUUCACCUCGGAGCGAUGAUUCAGUUUGACGGCCAACCAAAUUUACACAAGAGUCAGAAUGAAAGACAAAAAUAAGUAACGAAGGAGAUCAGUUUUCCUUCACGACCGAUGAGUUUAUCCGUGUCACUAUAAAUGCGACUCGGCGACCUGUCUAGAAGAGGAAUUUCGGAACGAUGUCCCUGACCGCGAGAGGUUUAAGAUGCGCGCACCUGACCAGGGCGAUUCUGAUCACCGCGACGAAUCGCAACAACGGCGUCAAUCUACGGGGACUACGACACGUAUUGACGGUUGGGAUUGAUUUACCGAUGUACGAGGUUACUCGCAGCCAAUUUGCUUUUCCAAAUUUUUAUCGUUCUCACUUCCUCUGAUAGAAUAAUAACGAAUACAAGAAUUCCCUUAGUAGAAUGAGACUCCUAAUUUUUGUAUAAAACAACGUGUUUCAUUUUUAUAAUCGCAACGAUGCGAAAUAAUGAAAUUAAAGGUGAGCACGACGAGAGGUGCCCCUAGUACGAGUACGAACUUGAAGGAGGCCCUCAACGAAAAGAUUCCCGUGCACUAUGACUUGUUGAGGAAUAUCCGUCAACAAUACGGAUCCGCGGUGAUCAGUCGGAUCACCGUGGAAAAUAUGUACAACGGCCUGAGAGGCGUGAACAGCAUGGUCCGAGAUACGUGCGAGACCGACCCGAAGCACGGGAUCAAAUACAGAGGAUUGACGAUACCGGAAGUGGUCACGCUUUUACCUCGCGAGGGAAGGUCCCCGAGCGCCGAAGCCGUGUUUUGGCUGUUGUUGACCGGCGACAUUCCGACGCAAGAACAGACGGCGUCUCUGAUCGCCGACUGGUCCUUGCGUCGUCAAAAGAGGAAGGACUGGUGGUCGGGACCGAGCGGUGGAAUCGUUGGCUCCGUUUUACAGACUCUACCGAAGUCGACUCCGCCAAUCGGGAAAUUGUCCGUCGCCCUUACCGUCUUCGAGUCCGGCAAACAUACGAAGGAAGCUUUGAAAAACGGAGCUUUGACGCACACGCAUUGGGAAGUGAGUCAAAGCGACCGAAUGAUCAAACCUUCCACACGGUGGGAUUUCUGGUUCACGGAAUUACGUUACUUUCAGUAUACGUACGAAGACGGAAUGGAACUGUUAGCGACCUUGCCGGCGAUAAUCGGCCUGGUCGCUAAGAACGAGGUAAAGAACGUCAAAGAAGAAGGUGUCGAUUGGGUACAAUUUCUGUCGGAGUAUUUAUGCAACGCGUUCAACAUUUCGAAAAUUCAGAAGCAGCCCUUAGUGGACUUUCUUCGACUGUACACGGUUUUGAACGCCGAUGACAACGGGGGACUUCCUAGCAUACACGUUACGGAAAUACUCGGGGCAUCUCAAUUAUGCAUCAAUCAAACUUUGGCCGCGGGAGCCUUGGCACACUCUAACGAGCCCGAGAGUGGUACGCUGUCGCAAUAUAUGGAAUUCCAAGCGAGACUGCAACGUCUCUUUGGCCGAGAGACGAAGGAUGAGAAGUUGAGAAAUUACGUGGCCACGUUGAUAAAGAAAGACAAAUUGAUUGGCUACAAGGAAGGAGAGUUUUGCGAUCCCCGAUACACCGCAUUACUAAAUUAUGCUAGGGAACAUAUCCCGAACGACACAGGUUUAAAGCUGUCGAAAACCGUUAGCCAGAUAGUGACGAAAAUGAUGAAGGCCGCGAAAGGGAAAAGCGUCUGUCCCGAACAGAGUACAAUCGCCGGGCCAAUUUUCGAAUUCUACGGACUGAGAGACAUGAAGUUCAAUCAAGUACUGCUGUGCAUGUCGCGAUGCCUGGGUGCCGUUGCAUCCAUCAUUUGGACGAAAGCGGUGAACGGUUCGAUCGAACAACCGACGUCGAGAAGCACGUAUACUUAUUACAGUUCGCUCCAAGGGAUACGAGGAAAACGUAAACGACUGAAGCAGAUGAAGCAAUCUCAAAAAUGAUCGCUACUCCUUUUCUAACAAAAUUUUCAAGUACAACGCUCUAUGUAAUUUUCCAAUGUCUAUUACACGUCGCGAUGAAACGUAAAUUUGUA
This is a messenger RNA of Ceratina calcarata, 2061 nucleotides long. RefSeq names its product citrate synthase, mitochondrial. Lineage: Eukaryota; Metazoa; Arthropoda; Insecta; Hymenoptera; Apidae. Gene Ontology annotation, biological process: carbohydrate metabolic process; tricarboxylic acid cycle. The transcript has 6 exons. Gene Ontology annotation, cellular component: mitochondrial matrix. Bases 485 to 1969 code for a protein of 494 amino acids. The record is from RefSeq and is a predicted model, not a curated record.